ACCUCAGCUGCAGUUCAUGAAAUCCACGGAAAAGGAAAACGUCAUGUAAAAGUAAAAAAAGAAAGAGUAUGAUUCUUAGACGUCCUAAACAUUCCUUCGUACAGAGACAAAUUAUUUUUAGUUUUCGUCGAACGUGUACUUCGCAAUACCACUUUUAUCAAAGAAUUCAUUCAAUCGAAUGUAUCUUCAAGUUUGAAACUCGUUCUGGAUGGUCGAAUGAUUUUAAGAUUUUUCCCUCAUGUUUGAGGCAACUUUGAAACGAACUUAUAUAGAAUCGUUUCUAAAAGCAUAACAGUUUGUAAACGGUACGUUUUUGUCAUGUCUAAGUACGUACGAGGUAAUUUUCGAGACUUUCUUCGUUGAUUGAACUUUCAGAAGAUCGCAAUAUUUUUCAAAUCUUCAACAAUUGCGUUCGCGCUGAAAUUUCAAUUCUCGCCCCUGCGGCGCUUUAACAACCUGGCGCUAGACGUCGUGAUUUACCAGGCCUUUUUGAAUUUGGGGGAAAUUCGUUGUUGCGAGACCGUAGAAGCCCUAACCUUUCUUCGCUGAUGCAGUGCGGUUUAUUUUGAAUACAAAUAAAUAUUGUCAAUGAUGGGAGAUUCGGAUUUUAACGAGCUCCUUCGUUCGGCUGAGCAAUUAUCAGCAGCUGUAGAGGGAAAUGGUGAAUUGCCACAAGUUGAACGAAAUUUAAGGCAGAUUUUAGAGGCUUCAAACGAACUAUGGUCGCGUGUUGCACAGCCCGGCAGUCAGGAUAACCAAGUCCAAGCGCAUCUUCUCCUUGGUUCUCGUGGGGUGGAUCUACCGCAGAUAUCUCAAAAGUUAAAUUCUCUGAGUGCAAGGCGUACCUUUGAACCAUUGGAUCCAGUUGCAGACACAGACAUUGUAAGCUACUUGAGAAAUGAGAAAGAAAAUGCAAUUCUUGGAAUCAUCGAACAAGUGCACAAAGAUACAUUUGAGCUCAAUAGAGUUCAUCAGCUGCAACAUAUGCUGGGAGAAUGGAAACAAAUGCGUUUUGAGAUAAUGAAUGCCAUGACUGCUCCAUCCGGAGAGUUAGUUGACUUACGUGGGGUACCGCAAAGAACUAAACUCGCUGGGACGAUAGUGAGUGGUUUGUCCAAUGUUGAGGCAGCUUAUGCUGAUGCAAUACAAAGCUACAACGACAUGGUAUUGAGAGGCAUAUCACGUCCAAGCCUAUUCAAUGUUUUGACAAAGGCCUCAGAGACUUUCAAUGAUAAAAAAGUAGCAGAUAUGUGGCAGAUGGUAAGAUGCAUGAUCGAUAUUCCCGUGACGCCAACAGGUGAUCAAAUGAAAUCGAGAAGCAGCACUCCAGUUGAAAGGAAGAUAGUCUCACAGGCGAGGAAAUAUUUGGAAAACCGUUACAAAGACUUCAUGAAUUCUGUCAUCAGUGAAAAUCUUGCACAAGCAAUGCGAGGUGGGAUUCCUGGAACUUUACCACUGGUGAAGAGCUUUGUUAGGGUAAAAAUACAAUCGCCACUGGGGUUGGAAGGAAUACAAGUUGACGGAAGACCGCUCUGGCCAUUGGUUUAUUAUUGUAUGAGAGCUGGAGACUUCAAUGCAGCCUUGCAGUGCCUAAAGCAAGCUGGAUCUGGAGUCGACGAAUUUAAAACAGUCCUAGAAGAAGCUGCGAAUAAUGAUAAUAAGCGGCCCAGUAGUAGAGCAGAAUCUAUUGUUAAAUUGCAGUAUCGAAGACACGUGCGGACUGCUACUGAUCCCUAUAAACGAGCCGCUUACUGUAUCCUUGUUCCUUGUGAUCCCGACGAUUUACACUCCGAAGUAAUGUCUACUGCCGAUGAUUACUUAUGGCUUAGAUUAUGCCAGGUCAGAGACCAAGGUGAUUCUGAAAAUAAACUCACCUUGGAUCACUUACAGACCACGAUUCUUGAAGAAUAUGGGGAGAAUUAUUAUCGCGCAAACGAGCAGCCAUUCCUUUAUUUUUCCAUGCUGUUUUUGACCGGACAAUUCGAGGCAGCAAUUGAAUUCUUAGCACGUGGUGCAGGAGCACGAUUAUUACCUCACGCUGUUCAUUUGGCUGCUGCUAUGCACGAACAUAAUUUACUUGGAGUCAGUCAAAGCGUCCUGGCACCUCUGAUAAGUGUUGACCCUAUGGACAAACCCCCAGCAAAAAGGCUAAAUUUUGCCCGACUGAUACUGCUUUACGUUAAAAGAUUCGAGGCUUCCGACCCAAAAGAAAGUCUGCAUUAUCUCUUCUUUUUGAGGUCAAUGAAAGAUCCGUACGAUCGCAACAUGUUUGCAGCAUCUGCCGCAGAAAUGGUCGUUGACGCAUCAGCAGCUAAUAGAACUCUACUAGUCGGAAAAAUAGAAAAGGACCAAAGACUUCCAGGAAUAUUAGAUCAAUUACAAAUAAACACAGAAGACGUAAUAAAUAUUUGCGCUGAUACAUUGAAUCGCAAGGGCCUUCUCGAGGAUGCAGUAACGAUGUAUGACUUGGCUGGAAAUCAUGAGAGAGUUUUAUCACUGAUGUGCUCCUUACUUGCGCAAGUCGUCAGCCAACAAGGAUCUCCCGGCUCACUUAGGUCUAGACUACAAGCAACUGCAAAUGAUUUGAGUCUGAGAUAUGAAGGAACUACUAUACAAGCUUCAUCAGAAUCAAUUGCCACUUUUUAUACCCUGAGAGAUCUUAUGGUCUUCUUCGAUCAAUUCCACAGUUCACAGCAUCAAAAUGCUUUGAGGACAAUCGCAGACUCCAAUUUAUUGCCUCUCCAUGUCAGAGAAGUUGAUGAACGUGUGACGGGACUCCGUCGAAUAUCCUCCGAAGUAACUGGUAUUUUGGCGGAUGUUCUCCUUGCUACGAUGACCAUUCUGUAUCAACUAUAUCAAAAAUUACGCUCGGCUGAACCAGGAGACGAGAUGGCUAGAGAACAACAACUCUCUGAUCUUAGAGAACAAGCAAGAGCUUUAACCAGUUUUGCUGGCACCAUUCCAUACCGUAUGCCAAAUGAGACAAACAGCAGACUUGUUCAGAUGGAAAUUCUGAUGCAUUAGAAAAAAGGUCUAUACAUCUUAUGUCGGCAGACUAACAGAGUCGUAUACGUUGGUGGAACAAUUGCUCGGUUUUAUACUUUCUAAAUACCGUAAUUAGAAAAAUUGGAGGACAGUAAAAGUUUGCCACAAUAUAAAUCCAGAGUUAAUUCACAGUCUUGCACUCUUACAUAUUACAGUUACUGAUAUAAAUAUAAAUAAUUCCGAUUGUUUCAAAAUACAUGCAAAAGUUCGAGUGUGAGACUCUGGAGGAUUA
Messenger RNA from Athalia rosae (coleseed sawfly), 3277 nucleotides. RefSeq names its product nuclear pore complex protein Nup93-like. Bases 589 to 3024 code for a protein of 811 amino acids. Gene Ontology annotation, molecular function: structural constituent of nuclear pore. Gene Ontology annotation, cellular component: nuclear pore. Gene Ontology annotation, biological process: poly(A)+ mRNA export from nucleus; protein import into nucleus. The transcript has 7 exons. Lineage: Eukaryota; Metazoa; Arthropoda; Insecta; Hymenoptera; Athaliidae. The record is from RefSeq and is a predicted model, not a curated record.